Clonostachys rhizophaga is the source of this 2463-nucleotide messenger RNA. The record is from the annotation of a GenBank genome assembly. Lineage: Eukaryota; Fungi; Ascomycota; Sordariomycetes; Hypocreales; Bionectriaceae.
AUGAGGCUACCAAUUGCUACCCUCCUCUUUGCCGCGGCAUUGGCUUCGGCGACUGAGAUCUCCCAAGACAUUCACCAGCGAGACGUCGACUCCCUCCCUGAACUUGCUGAGAAACGAGAUGUUGUUUCCCCCAAUAUCUUGGAGAGAGCCCCUGAGCCAUCCCCCCAGUCCAUCUUCGCCUGGGCACUAAGCCCCCGCAGCCCUGCGGCAGCUAAGAAAGCUGCUGCCCCAGCUAAGAAGGCUGCUGCCCCAGCUAAGAAGGCUGCUGCCCCAGCUAAGAAGGCUGCUGCCCCAGCUAAGAAGGCUGCUGCGCCAGCUAAGAAGGCUGCUGCGCCGGCUAAGAAGGCUGCUGCUCCCGCUAAAAAAGCCGCUGCUCCUGCGAAGAAGGCUGCUGCUCCCAAGAAGGCUGCUGCCCCCAAGAAGGCUGCCGCCACUAAGAAAGCUACCCCUGCUAAGGCUGGUCCUAAGCAGGCAGCUUCAAAGAAGGCCACCCCCAAGAAGGCCGCGGCUGCCAAAAAGACCCCUGCUAAGUCUGCCUCUAAGAAGCCUGCUGCUUCUAAGAAGGCUCCCGCAAAGACUCCUGCAAAGGCUGGUGCUAAGAAGGCUGCCACCAAGGCUGGAGCUAGCAAGAAGACUGUUAGUUCUAAGAAGGCUCCCGCCAAGGCCGGUGCUAAGAAGCCAGCUGCUGGGAAAAAGUCUCCUGCUAAGGCUGGCGCUAAGAAAGUUGCCGGUUCCAAGAAGACUCCCGCAAAGGCUGGUGCCAAGAAGACUGCUGGUUCUAAGAAGGCUCCCGCUAAGGCCGGUGCUAAGAAACCAGCUGCUGGCAAGAAAACCACUGGUGCUAAGAAAUCUCCUGCAAAGACUGGUGCCAAGAAGGCAGCCACCAAGGCCGGUGCCAACAAGAAGGCGUCUGGCUCAAAGAAGACUCCUGCAAAGGCUGGUGUAAAGAAGACCGCCGGCAAGAAGACACCCGCCAAGGCUGGCUCUAAGAAAGCCGCUGCUGGCAAGAAGACGUCUGCCAAGUCUGGUGCUAAGAAGACUGCUGGCAAGAAGACGCCUACUAAGGCUGGAGCCAAGAAGUCUGCUGCUAGUAAGAAGACUACCGGAAAGAAGACUCCCGCUAAGGCUGCUGGUAAGAAGGCCGCUGGAAAGAAGUCUCCCGCGAAGGCUGGUGCUAAGAAGCCUGCCGGCAAGAAAUCUGUUGCCAAAGCUGGUGCCAAGAAGGCCGCAGGCAAAAAGACUCCUGCUAAGUCUGGCGCGAAGAAGACUUCUAGCAAGAAAGCUGCUGCCGGAAAGAAGUCUCCUGCUAAGGCUGGUGCUAAGAAAUCUGCAGCUGGCAAGAAGACGCCUGCUAAGGCCGGUUCGAAGAAGGCUACCGGCAAGAAAUCCGUCGCCAAAUCUGGUGCUAAGAAGACCGCUGGCAAGAAGACUUCCGGCAAGAAGAGCCCUGCUAAGGCUGGUGCCAAGAAGACUCCCGCUAAGUCUGGAGCUAAGAAAUCUGCAGCUGGCAAAAAGACUCCCGCGAAGGCUGGCGCCAAGAAGUCUGCUGCUGGUAAGAAAACUGCCGGAAAGAAGACUCCCGCUAAGGCUGCUUCAAAGAAGGCCGGAGCUAAGAAGACUCCUGCUAAGGCUGGCAACAAGAAGACCGCAGCCAAGUCUGGUAGCAAGAAAACCGCCGCUGGCAAGAAGACUGGUGCCAAGAAGACUCCUGCUAAGGCUGGUACCAAGAAAGCCGCCGCCAAGGCUGGUAAUAAACCCACUGCUGGUAAGAAGGCUGGUGCCAAGAACACCCCUACCAAGUCCGCCAGCAAGAAGACUGCUACUAAGGCUGGCAACACGAAGACCACCGCCAAGUCUGGUGAGAAGAAGACAGCCGCCAAGUCCGGUGGAUCAUGCAGCCUUGGACGUCGAGAUGGGGAUGGAGCAUGCACUCUCCCAGCCCCCGACAAGAAGCCACCACCAACGGAAGAGAAGACCGCCAGCUACGAGAAGCUCGAGAAGGCGGCCGGCAGCAGGACCCUCCAGGAUGGCCAGAGAUACAUGAUGAAGGAGAAGAGCCCCGGUCUCUUGAAGCACCACAAGGUCAUUGAUGGAACCGUCACUCAUACAGAGGACAAGGCCAAGAACACAAUAACAAAGGACUUCGCCAACACCCAGUACCACCAUCUUACAUUCGAUGACUCCACCGGCAAGCAGGUCAGCGAAGUCACUCACGGCGCCUGGGACGCAAACCGCGCGAACCCCAAGAACAGCUAUUCAUUCAAGGGCAAGGUCAAGAAGGCCUACAACUUCCAACAGGCCGGCGAUGCGUUCCUGAAGAACAAGGGCACCGACUACAACUUGUUGGCCAAUAUUCCCUGCACCAGCGGCGAAAACUGUCAGACCUAUGCAAGCCACGCUGUCAAGGACGCCAAGGAGAAGAGGGCCUUGAUCCGGGAAUUGAAGGCUAGAGGUAUGUUGUAA